Messenger RNA from Rotaria sordida, 214 nucleotides. Lineage: Eukaryota; Metazoa; Rotifera; Eurotatoria; Philodinida; Philodinidae. The record is from the annotation of a GenBank genome assembly.
AUGAGUUUCUUAUGGGAUUGGUUUACCAGUAUUUUAACAACACUUGGUCUUCAUAAAAAAAGUGGUAAACUUGUAUUUCUUGGCCUCGAUAAUGCUGGAAAAACAACACUAUUGCAUAUGCUUAAAGAUGAUCGACUUGCACAACACGUACCUACACUACAUCCAAGUAUGAUAUUUAUUUUAUAUCUAAUAUGAAUAAUUUUUUUUUUUUUUU